This is a messenger RNA of Selaginella moellendorffii, 1080 nucleotides long. RefSeq names its product F-box/kelch-repeat protein At5g60570. The coding region runs from base 1 to 1080 and encodes 359 amino acids. The record is from RefSeq and is a predicted model, not a curated record. Lineage: Eukaryota; Viridiplantae; Streptophyta; Lycopodiopsida; Selaginellales; Selaginellaceae. Gene Ontology annotation, molecular function: protein binding. The transcript has a single exon.
AUGCUGUGCCUCGCCAGACUCCCGCGAUCCGAGCGCUUGGUCUUCUACACGGUGAGCAAAGCGUUCUAUCAACUGGUGCGCAGUGGGAAGCUCGAGAGCUGGAGGCGCAGUGUCGGCGUCGUUAUGGAGCGGCAUUGUUUUGUUUGCCUCACCACUCCAGGAGGAGGUUGCUGCUGGAAGGGCGUCUGCCUGGAUACAGGGAAAUGGUGGCCGCUUCCGCCUCGAGCUCAAGACGGUGACGAGCUUUUCGGGAGCGUUAUGACUGGAACGCAGCUCCUGGUGCUGGGACGCCACAGCCUGUGGACUUACUGCUUGAGAUCUGACAAAUGGCUCGCUCCUGCCACCCCUCCUGCGUACGAGUGUGCCUUUGGCAGUAGCGAGCACACAGCAUUUGUUGCGGGCGGGAUCGACGAGCAAGGCUUUGCUUCCACAGCCGCUGCAGUGUAUACAAGCACCACGUCGUCGUGGAAGUUCCUCCCAGACACGAAUAAGGCAAGACGAUCUUGCUCCGGAGUGUGUAUGGACGGGAAGAUCUACGUGCUUGGAGGGGUCUCCCAAACAGGCCUGCCAAUGUACUGCGGGGAGGAAUUCGACCCGGCGCUCAAAAGCUGGACAGUGAUCGACAAUAUGGUGCCUUGGUCUGAGCAUCACAUGCGCCCUCUCGUCACGGUGCUGGACAACGAGCUGUUUGGUCUGAACACUAGAACUAAGAGCCUCGUGAUUUAUUGCAAGCGAAGCAAUACAUGGAAAGCUAUUUCCAGAGCUCGGAGUUACGCUGAGCUUCAAUACAGAGCGAGGGGUGAGUCCAACAGCUGGGACGUGGCUGGAAAUACACUUUUUACUUCUAUAAAUGGGAGUUUGAUCAUCAUAAAUGGAAGGUACACUUUUUACUUUUAUAACAGGGAGCUUCAUCAUUGUCCUGGGAGCCACCGGAGGAUGUCCUCCAGCCUCUGCUGGAAGGAGGCAGUGACCAGGAGGACGAGGAGGAGGAAACGCUCCCUGGGCAACGAUGGAGAUUCCAGGCGGGUUGUGCAAGCUGUGUGCUGUGAUGGCUGGAUAGUGUUCUGCAAGCUGUGCUGA